UAUAAAAGACGAAAACCGAGUCUUUGUCAAUUUCAUUCCUCCUCGACGAUGCGGUUCCAAUCAGCGAUCGUCAUGAAGGCUAUCAUCAUGUUGACUGCAGUACUGGUCAUCGUCUCUGCCGGGUAUUCUUCCGAGGAAGAUUCCUACGUUGCCGCGGCUGAAAGAUUUAAGUGGCAGACCGCAAGCGAUUUCGGCAACACCAAACCGUUUGACCAGGCGAAACCGAAUUCUCCUGAAAAGGGAAAUAACAAAAGAGGUCCGCCCUAUGCCAGCACUUUCUUCGCUGCCUACCGAAAGAAAGUGAUAGGCCAGCACGAGAAUAAGCGAGAAGAGCCUUCUGACUUUGAUUACCUGAAAGACGUUCCCAAACAAUCGGCGUACAACCCUAUCAGUUAUUCGACAUAUUUGCAACAGAAUGCUAAACAGGCCGAUUACGUCAUCGGCACUUCGUACAACUCCUAUUAAAAAUUGCAUCGUUCUUUUUUAAACAAACUCCCGUCGUCUAGACUAAACAAACCUGAAACAAACAACUGGGCAAUUAGUCCGACACGACCGCAGUCGACUUGUUACGCAAUACCAAAAUCAUCAGUCGUCCAUGCAGAGCUGAAUGGACGUUUUCCUAAACGACCACGGGGAGGAUGUAUAGCCUUAAAUAAAGCGAAAAUGUUUACGAUGCCACUCAUCACUUUCCAUUUAAUUCUCACGUAUUUGUGUAUCAAAAAUGAUCUUACUUGUUAUCUAUCUCUUUCCCUCGCAAUUUCUUUUUUUUUUCAUAUGACGGGGGGCCUCUAAUAAUUAUUUAUUGAUUGUAUAAUAGAUGGCCAAAACAUAUAAAGGCAUAAGAAAAUCAUUUUAUUAUUGA
Molecule: messenger RNA, 862 nt
Organism: Daphnia pulicaria
Lineage: Eukaryota; Metazoa; Arthropoda; Branchiopoda; Diplostraca; Daphniidae
Exons: 3
Coding region: 49-465 (138 amino acids)
Source: RefSeq, a predicted model, not a curated record